Messenger RNA from Microbotryum saponariae, 1261 nucleotides. Lineage: Eukaryota; Fungi; Basidiomycota; Microbotryomycetes; Microbotryales; Microbotryaceae. The record is from the annotation of a GenBank genome assembly.
AUGUCGACCUACCCACCCAUCAAGCUCUCGGAUGGCAAAGAGAUCCCGGGCAUCGGCUAUGGCGUCGGUACGGCCUGGUUCGGCCGCGGCGGGAUCGACAACGAGCUCGUCGAGGCGAUCGUCCUCGCGCUCAAGACGGGCUACACCCACAUCGACGGUGCACAGGCCUAUGGAAACGAGACCAGCGUCGGAGAGGCUCUGAAGCAGGCCGCUAUCCCGCGCGAGAAGCUAUUCAGUUAGUCGUUCUUUUGGCUUGGUUGGUCCCUCCCCGCCGGCGCCGCGGGAAGAAGUGGGGGAGAGCCGCCGCUCGGAAGUAGCGAUAAGCGAGCAGGCGGCUGUUGCCAAGAAGUGAUGAGUAACUGACCGGCUCUUCGGGGCGAAACACUGCACAGUCACAACCAAAGUUGGAGGAAAGGGUCUCAAGGAUAUCGGAGCCUCUUGCCGCAAGUCCUUGCAGGAGAUGGGAAUCAACUACGCUGAUCUGUGAGCCCAUAAGUGGCCUCAAUGAGAUCGAUUGUUCCGAUUUCAAGAGGCAUUGAGCACUGAAAUAACUGUUUUGCGCUAAUUCAUCAGCUACCUCAUUCACUGGCCCUACGACUUUGGCAAGGACGGCGUCCCGACGGCCGAAGAAUGCUGGAAAGAGAUGGAGAAAGUCAAGGCCGAGGGCUUGGUCAAGUCGAUCGGUGUAUCCAACUACCGCAUCCAAGAUUUGGAAAAGACUCUCGCUGUGGCCAAGGAUCGACCAGUUGUGAACCAGAUCGAGUUUCACCCGCGAGUGUUUGAGAAGGCCGAGCCCUUGUUCGAAUUCAGUGAGUUCUCGCCGCAAUUGGACUCGACUUGCUCGGGAAAAGGCCGGAGCUCCUCUGAACGAUCUCAAAUUCACAUGGUUCUGUUCAAAUUUUUCACUCGCGCAGUGAAAAAAGAAGGAAUCGCUCUCGAAGCGUACGGCCCCACGACGCCCUUGACAAAGUUGGUUGGCGAGCCGCUCGACUCAGUCUUGAAGCAAGUCGCCACGACGGUCUCUUCUCGCACCGGCUCCAACGCGACCGUCGAGCCUUCUCAGGUGCUGCUCUUGCUUGCGCACCAACUGGGCGCUGUCGUCAUCACAACCUCGAGUAAGGAGUGGAGGAUGCAGCAGCAGCUUGAAUCGGCUGGCCUACCCAAGUUGACCGAGGCCGAAAUCGAUGAGAUUCGAAAGGCCGCCAAGCCGCAGCAGAGGAGGUUCAUGCAGCACAUGGACAACGAUGCACCGGCUUAUUAG